Messenger RNA from Dictyostelium discoideum AX4, 816 nucleotides. RefSeq lists its product as hypothetical. Bases 1 to 816 code for a protein of 271 amino acids. The transcript has a single exon. The record is from RefSeq and is a predicted model, not a curated record. Lineage: Eukaryota; Evosea; Eumycetozoa; Dictyosteliales; Dictyosteliaceae.
AUGAUACCAAUAAAUAAAAAUGAUAAUAAUAUUUUAAUAGAAAUUAUUGAUAAAAAUAUAUUAAUAAUAAAAAUUAAUAGAAAUUCAAGUAGGAAUUCAAUUAAUAAAGAGACAGCAGAUGAUUUAUAUAAUAUUUUUAAAGAAUUUGAUAAAGAUGAUAAUUUAUUAAUAAGUAUACUAUGUGGAAAUGGUGAUAAUUUUUGUUCUGGUGCAGAUUUAAAAGAGAUACCAAAAGGUAUUGAAUCAGGUAAUAAAAUUUUAUCUCCAAAAGAAACUGAUUAUGCACCAUUGGGAUGCACAAGAUUACAAUUAAGCAAACCUGUAAUUUGUAGUAUAGAUGGGUAUUGUGUUGCUGGUGGUCUUGAACUAGCAUUAUGGUGUGAUUUAAGAGUUGCAACCAAGUCAUCUACAUUUGGAGUAUUUUGUAGAAGAUGGGGUGUACCACUUAUUGAUGGUGGUACAAUUAGAUUACCAAGAUUAAUUGGUCAAUCAAGAGCAAUGGAUUUAAUAUUAACAGGUAGAGCUGUGGACAGUAAUGAAGCAUUUCAAAUUGGGCUUGUAAAUAGAAUCGUUGAAUCAAAAGAUCAACUAAUGGCUCACUCAAUUACAUUAGCAAAACAAAUCAUUUCAAAUCCUCAACAAACUUUAAAAUCUGAUAGAAAAUCAUCAUUAGAUCAAUGGAGUUUAAAUUUAAAUGAUGCUUUAUUUAAUGAAUAUCAACUUGGUUUAAAAUCAUUCUUAAAUCAAGGUUUAAAUGGUUCAAUUUCAUUUAAUAAUGGUUUAGGUAGACAUGGUCAUCCAAUUUCAAAAUUAUAA